CAGCAUUGUUUGUCGGCCAGCCCGUCAUAGUACCUAUGUGGCUGGUAACUCCAGUGUUUGUCUGUUUUAGCAAGCCCAGUAGCAGCUUCAAACACCAAAUAUCCUCUCUUGCACCUAAAUGCGCAGUUAGAUCUGAGAAGAGAGUAGCCAAGUCCUCUCAUCCGGGUUUCAGUGCCGAAAUGCUGACAACAGCAGUAGGAAGCACCUACGGAGAUGUCGUGAUAACCAAGACUUCUGUGUGCUGUUAACUUCUGACACUCACUGACGGCUGACUCAAUGGUAAAGCGGCGGCGAUGCAAUCACAACAGUUUGCUUCAUGACGCCAUCAACCCGUCUAAUACCUUGACCGGCUCCACAAAUGCUAAGCACAACAGUAUUGCCAUCAUGCCAUGAUACG
Canariomyces notabilis is the source of this 397-nucleotide messenger RNA. RefSeq lists its product as uncharacterized. The transcript has a single exon. The record is from RefSeq and is a predicted model, not a curated record. Bases 36 to 248 code for a protein of 70 amino acids. NCBI's taxonomy places the organism in Eukaryota, Fungi, Ascomycota, Sordariomycetes, Sordariales, Chaetomiaceae.